Hylaeus volcanicus is the source of this 10073-nucleotide messenger RNA. RefSeq names its product cytoplasmic polyadenylation element-binding protein 2-like (gene orb2). The transcript has 8 exons. Lineage: Eukaryota; Metazoa; Arthropoda; Insecta; Hymenoptera; Colletidae. Gene Ontology annotation, cellular component: neuron projection; cytoplasm; synapse. Gene Ontology annotation, biological process: negative regulation of cytoplasmic translation. The coding region runs from base 2093 to 4414 and encodes 773 amino acids. Gene Ontology annotation, molecular function: mRNA regulatory element binding translation repressor activity; mRNA 3'-UTR binding; translation factor activity, RNA binding. The record is from RefSeq and is a predicted model, not a curated record.
GUUGGUUUCGGUCAUGGUACGACGGACACGGUCACGGUUUGGUAUCAGACGAACACUAUCGGCAAAGAGGUAGCUCGCAUAAUUUUACAUUCUGGCAGGAAAUCAGAUCUGGUACCGGGAGAACGCGUCUCGCCUCUGAAGGCAUUCGAUUCUUGGAGUACCUCUUUGCUCGUCACGUUCUCCCGAUACCGGGAGUCAAAAGCAUGGCGUGAAGUUUGAAAAGUUGACACUUCGAGGAUUAAACGUGUUAAUUUGUAGUAACGGAUAACGAAUAAAUAUCGACUAAAUAAGCGAGUAGGCGAAGGAAGGAAAAAGACAUUGGAGGAUAAGCGCGAAGAAAAUUAGCAAGAACGGAGGAAAGCUCGAAGAUGUCGGUAUCGACGGUGUUCGACGGUUGAGUUUGCGUGGUAGUCGGUAGAUUGGAGAUUCGGUGAAAAGGAACGGUAUCGCGGCAGCGAAGGGGGCGGGUCGGUAUCAGCGGCGGCGGUGGUUCGAAGGCGAACGCGCGUGCGUGACCGACGUCGCCGCGCGACGCAGCAGCGACGUAACGACGAGGACGAGGACGUGGACGAGGACGAAGCGGUGGGCCGAAGAUCGCCGAGUGCACGGCUACGCGGAGAGACUACGGCUGGUAAUGGUGUGGGCCGCGGCACGAGCACAGUGUUUGAAAAGUCGGCACGACGAGACGCACGAUCAAGAGCCGCCCCGUCGAGUACGGCCAGAGAACGCGGACAGGCAGCCGGUUGUCCGAGGACCGACCAGCCGAAUCUACUGCUACGACCGGAGGCCGGGGACCGUGAACGACGGUGACGCGAAGUUCGAGUCUGGGUACGCAAUUGGUCGUAUCGCGAGUCGGCUACUAGUGCCGUGGAAGCAACGGUAGCAACGUAACCAGCGCGUAAAAUAUGCGAGCUGCCGCGAAGACGCGAGGGUAGAGCGGUCGGCGAGGGGUCGAACGAAAUCCGUCCGAAAGCGAGGAAUCGCGGAGAAAUUUGGCUCGGGCGUUCGCUCGGUGUCGGUGCAGAGCCAAGCUAGGCUAACCGGCGCAUCGGUCGCGCACAGCGCACAGAGCAGUGUCGGUACGGUGAUCCGUGUGUGCGCGUCGACGCGGUUGGUCGGGUUCGCGGUGAUCGAGCGAGAAAACCGAGCUACCGAUCGCCGUCACCGCGCAUCGCGCACCGCCGGGAAACGGUCGCGAUCUUUGCACGCGCACUGCUUCUCGCGAUAAGAUCCGAUGGUGGCCGAAACGUUGAGUGUCCAGUGAUGUACUCGUAGUGUCGCGACGAGGAACGAAAGCUUCCGAGUGCGCGAACCCGCGGAACCCGCUGUUCGUCGUAUCCGCGCGUUGGCAGCGCGGCCCGCUGGGAACCGAAAGCUCGCGUUUCGGAGCUUCCGACGACAACCGAGAGGAGGAAACAUAUGUCCACCGCGAACGAGUGAGCGUAUCGCGGAGGGAGCCUCGAUCAGAGAGAGCUUGGACCACCGAUCGAAGUCUCGUUUGGCGAGAGCGUCGCGCCAACGAUGAACGUCGACGAUUCUCGAUAACGAAGAGAAUGCUACGGAAGCAAAGUCGCUGCCGCGUUACCCGGGAGCGACGCUUCGUUACCGCUACUUAAUCGAUUUCGACGUUAGCGAGAAGACGAGAGGAGAAACCGCGAGGAGGUCGCGAACGCGGCUAUCCGAUCGAGAGAACGGCACAGUCGUCGAGAAAAGGAAUCGAGGGAACAGCAGCUGGAACGAAAGGAGGAUCGGGCGAUCGACGUGGUACGCGCACAGCUUCCGGGAUUCGUGGGUGUUUUUACGCGUAGAGCGUGGAUCGAUAGGUGUCUCGCGAGCUCCGGUCUCGCGGCUGGUCUGCUCGACGACGCCGAGGUUCGCGUCAGCAGGAAAAGGACCGCGUUACGUCGAAAACGGUCGAUCGACGUCGUCGCCGAGAAGCGAAGGAAAAGCAGCGGAUCGAAGCAGCGGAAAACGGGUCCCAGGGUCUGGGUCCGGGUCCGGGUUCGCGUUCUUUGGUGCACGGCUUUUUUCCCGUGGUUGCCGUUGGUAUCGCGCGCGCGGACGUUCCGAUCCCGGUCGAGUCCCGUGAUUUAUGGGGGACUUUAGCGCCUCGAGUCUCUUUUCGAACGCCUUGUCGAAAUCGUCGAUCGGUCCCGCCACUGGCAGCGCCAACAACAACGCCGUAACCGUGACGACCUCGACGAUGCAGGACGACCUCUUGAUCGAGAAACAAGCCGCUGGCAAGCCCGCGCCGCUCUCGCCGAGCAGCGGCCUGGAAACCGUGGCUGGACAAGACAAGACGAAGGACGCGGUCGAGGUCGAGAGUAUCGCUAUCACGCCGACGACGCCCUCCUCCGUCGACAAGGACAUAGCGUGCAACACCGGCUCCAGCCUUCAAGCGUUCUCCGAUCCCGGCAGAGUGCCUAGCUUGUGGUCCGCUCCGGAUGACACGGGACUCCACGCGUUGCCCGUAAACGGAUCCAUCGCCGCCUUUCAAAACUUUCCGACCGGUGGUCCGGCCGGUUUGUUUGCCGGAAGCGGACCCACCGUGUCGACGGGAGCGCGUCGAGCAAUCACGGCUAGUCACAAUUUCCCUCAACAGCACGGAAACGCCGGAACGCCUACCAGCAGACACGGUCUCCAGGUUUCCUCGGCUCAACAACAGCAGCAGCAACAACAACAGCAACAACAACAGCAGCAGCAGCAACAGCAACAGCAACAGCAGCAACAACAACAGCAGCAGCAUCAACAACAGCAGCAACAACAACAGCAGCAACAACAACAGCAACAGCACCAACAGCAACAGCCACAGGCAACUUCGCAUCCGGGUGUUUACCUUCCCGGCAAAGGUUACGCGGCCUGGUCCGGUGGCCCUCAAGCACCUCAACAGUGGGGCGCCGGACCGCAAGCGGCCGCGGUCGCGAAUCCUGGACUCUCGCCGUGGAGUCGCGGCAGAUCCGUACCGAAUAUUCCUCCCCUGCAUUCGUCCCUACACGCCGCAACCGCGGUAGCGGUAGCCGCUGGACUUCAAGGAAGGAAACCGAGCCCCACGUUUCCCGGUCAUCCGGGACCACCGUCUCAUCCGUCUUGCAUCAGUCCGGUAAAGUUUCGGAGGAGUACCUCGUAUCCGGGAAAGGGCAACAUAUACGCGCCCCAACCCGCGCCCACGUUCGAGGUCACCGCCGCCGACGAGAGGGACUUGCUGCAAUUGCCACCGUUUCAGCAGGAUCGUAUGACGGCCAAUGGAAACUCACCGUUGGACAACAUGAGAACUCUGGAACAUUAUUUGAGCGAUAUCAUGCGAACCGGCGCUGCGGAUACACCUGAACACGUAAAAGGAUACAUAAACUGCAAUGCCAGCACACUGCAAUCGCUCGCACAGCUACACGGUAAAUCACCGUUCUUCCCGAGUCUCGAGGAACAAAGCGGAACCCUGCUGGAGGAUCCGAAUGCACCGAGCCAGUUGGACGGUGUUGGCGUCGGUGUCGGUGUCGGUGUCGGUGUCGGUGUCGGCGUUGGCGUCGGUGUAGGUGUCGGCGUCGGGGGUGGAAUAACCGCCUCUCAAGCUGCGCCACUUUCGUCGCCGAGUCGGAGCAGUCCUCACAGCCAGGGUAGCGAGACCGGAGAACGCUUUUCUAGAAAAGUGUUUGUCGGCGGAUUGCCACCAGACAUCGACGAAGAAGAGAUCAAAACCAGCUUUCGUCGUUUUGGAUCAUUGGUCGUCGAUUGGCCUCACAAAGCGGAGAGCAAAUCCUACUUUCCACCAAAGGGCUACGCUUUCCUGCUUUUCCAGGACGAAGCGUCCGUGCAGCAGCUGAUCGACGCGUGCAUUCAAGACGAGGAGAAAUUGUAUCUGUGCGUAAGCUCACCGACGACCAAAGACAAGCCGGUACAGAUUCGGCCAUGGCGAUUGAGCGACGCGGAUUUCGUUCUGGACGCAUCGAUGCCGCUGGAUCCACGGAAAACUGUGUUCGUCGGCGGUGUGCCGCGACCAUUGAAAGCCGUCGAGCUAGCGAUGAUCAUGGAUCGACUUUACGGCGGCGUCUGCUACGCAGGCAUCGACACCGAUCCUGAGCUCAAGUAUCCGAAAGGGGCUGGCAGGGUCGCGUUCAGUAAUCAGCAAAGCUACAUAGCUGCCAUAUCGGCCAGAUUCGUUCAAUUGCAGCACGGCGACAUAGACAAACGAGUCGAAGUCAAGCCGUACGUUCUGGACGAUCAAAUGUGCGACGAGUGUCAGGGACAACGUUGCGGAGGUAAAUUCGCGCCGUUCUUCUGCGCUAACGUUACCUGCUUGCAGUACUACUGCGAGCAUUGCUGGGCAACGAUUCACUCUCGACCAGGUCGCGAGUUUCACAAGCCGCUGGUGAAGGAGGGCGCGGAUCGGCCUCGAGCCGUGCCUUACCGCUGGUGUUAACCCCAGCUCCGUUGUCCCUAAUUAUCUCGCAACCCUAGCUAAUUAACUACCACUUUUACGAACCAUCCCCUCCCCCCACGAGACACUUUACCUACCUUCACCCCUUUCGCCCUUUUCGCCCCUUUCGCCCCGACUCCUUCACCACCUUUGCCUCCGAAAAGAAACACACCCUCCCGAACCCCUGAAAUACAACAUCCCGGUCCAUCCGACAGUCCGUCUCACUCCUAUCGCUUACCUACCGGUUUACCAACCGGAACACAGACCAGAAACCACCAUUACCACUACUACUACCCACUCGAUCGUCGGUACUACCACUACUCUACUACUACCACUAUUAUCGCUACUACUAUUACUACUCUAUCACUACUACCACAAUUACUAUUCAACUACAAGUUACUUCAACUCCACUGCUACUUUAACACAUUUACCGGUUACUCGACGAACAAAACCACCCGGCGUUGCCUGCCAGUCGAACCUCUCGGCGUCACACCGAUCGAUCCUCGGCCUUCGAUCUCGCAGCAUCCAUGGCAAGCGAGAGACUGUACUCUUCGACACUCGCCAUCGAUAGACGUUGCAUCGAAGGAAACGACCGAACGAAAACCCAUCGAAUUCAAAGGAUGGAAGGAUCGUUGCAAACGCGCUUGAUCUCUACAAGAUAUCUCAUUUACCGAGUAUUAUCGAUUCGUUGGCAAACGCGAUUCGAGUCUAGUCGAGUCGAGUUUCUGAUUCGGUGUGAACCAAGAUCCAUCGGUUCCACUGCUCCUCGACCGUGUUCGCUCUUUGCUCGUCUAUUUUCCCCACAUCACGCGGCUCGCGGCUCGCGGCUCGCGGUGCAUCGAGCCAAGGCGGACAAGAGUCCAAAAGUCUCUCGCCGAUCGACCACCGACCAUCGACCAACCACCGGAGAACGUGCUUUCGCACCGAGCAACCCUGCAACCUGUCGACGCCACAGCGAAAAACUCUUCGCCAACUGUCUCAUCUUUUCGUACGAGCGACAAUCGGACAAGAGACUUCCGCGUCGGAGAAACCGUGUCGGAACGCAGACUUUCCUUCUUCAUCCUGAUAUCGCCAACUGUCCUUCGUUCGAACGACCGAGGCCAGAGAAGGAAAAAUGCCGAACGAGGAACACGCGACUACCCCACAGAGAAGAUGUGUCCGUUCCUCUCGUCGAUCGUUUUACGUUUUCGUAGACGAUCGAGGGAGGAUCGAAGCUCGUCGAUCGAAACGCUGCUGUCGGUUUAGAAAGGGCCAACUCCGGUCGAGAGACGCACGAAAGAAACGAAAUGUGGUAAGAAAAUGUAGCGAGUACCUGAUUCGACGCGAAAUUAUGAGGUUUAAAAAUCGAUAGAGAAAAAAGAAACACACACACACAGAGAGAAAGAAAUAGAGAAAGCGAUUGAUCGAUAAAGUUGCAAGGCCGCCGAGACGUGCGCUGGUAGAAACGCGGAAGAGUGAUAGAUAAAUAGAGACGCGAGUCCGGGAGGCAAACCGUUCGCGAUCGAACGUUGAGUAGAUAAUGAAAAACAUCCACGCUUCAAACCGCUGUGUAUUAGAUAAUUCUCUGUAUCACACAGUCUUUAGCUUUUUAAGGACUUAUCGAAUAUGUUACAUAGGUGCGUUAUAUAUAAAUAUAUAUUAUACAUGCGUUUUUCGCGUGGAUAACGCGACUCGCGCUCGUAGACGGAAUAUUUGGAAGAAAGAGAGAUGGUUUUUUACUAAUUAACUUAUCCGAAUACGAGAUGUAGGAAAAAUUAAAGAAAAGGGGGAAAGAGUCAUAUAGCGGGGGGAUAUCGAGAGCGAAUGAUAAGCGAACGAGAAUCAGAAAGCUGACAAAGAUGAAAGAACGGAACGUAAAUGGGCAAUUUAAAAGUCGAUAGUUGAAUUUUCUUAGCGCGCGACCGCGUGUUCUCGCACGACACGUCUGUCUAACCGUAUCCGAUUCUCUGCCAAUACUUCGAACCAGCCCGAACAACCUUUCGCGGAGUCGUCUCGGGAGGAGAGGGAGGCGAGGGGAUGGGAUCGCGCUUCGGAAGAAGAAACGAAAACGCGGGCCUUGCGAUCUCGCUUCGUGCGAGAACGAUCCGUUAUUUAUUUUCCGAAAAAUAAAAAUGCAAACGUAUCCGACGCUUACCGAAUGAAAAAUCGUGGAAAAAGUGCACGCGAAAACGUCGACGAUAAGUAAUCACGGAAACAAAGCUAAUUCGUUUUUGCUUCGAAGGCAAAUCGCGCGCGGUCGUAUCAGAAAACAAUUGGCACGAUAGCCGAACCGAACUAUCGUUGUACGUGCACGCGGCUUCUACAUAGGCCUGCGUAUUUCGACUCGAUGAUCCGGCGCGAAACGAAUCGCGAAACGAAUCGCGAAUCGCUCGUUUCGAGGGAGAAACGGACGAUUGUCCGUUCUUGUUCGUCGUCCAGUCGAAGAAGAGCGGAAAUCUAAGUCGUAGUCGAUUCGAUCGUCGUACGUGCGAAAAGAGCAACGUUCUUUACGCUAGACUCGUAGGAAAUCGCAUGAAUCCCUCCUGUGUAAAUACCGACUUUUCUUCUACCGAUACGAUCCUCGUAAAAGGGCGACGGUCGAAUACACGUUUCCUUAAUUCUAACGAAAUUUUUCGCUCGAUGUACAUAAUCAAACGCAAUGAUGCAAUCGACGUAGUUGAAACGAUAUCUCGCCUCGAUCGAGACACGUGUAUUCUUCAACGGGAAGUUGUCGAGAUGCUCUCGAUGGUAAUUCCUAGCGCGGCGUUUCCGACAACCGUUCGUCCGCCUUUUCUCUACUUUUCUUUCGACGAAAACGACCACAGUCGAGAUCAUUUUGCUCGCGUAAUCGAAGGAGCAGGAGGAGGAAAGUACUUUGCGCGAGACGUGGACACGCGUAGCUUUGCUGCUUGCACGAUCGUGCUCGCAGCUUGACCGUGAUAGGCAUCGAAGACUCCGUCGCUCGUUAUUUCGAGUUUCGCGUAAAUAGCUAUGUAUCGGAUAUGUCGAAUCGGCAUAUACGACCGAUCGAACCUGCGUCUGCGGCUCGAGUAUAGGACCGAAUGGGUCGUGUAAAGUACGGAUUGCUAGCGGUAGCAUACUUGUCAAAUUCUUUAUAGACACUUUCUCGACUGUCGCGUAAUGUACAUCCAAAAAAUUUUGUAAUUUCGUAAGUUGCUCGACGAUUCACGAGAACGGCAUCGCGUCUCGACUGGUUAAGGUAGUUCCAACCGAUAACUUAAUUGUUUGUAUUCGUGUUUAGCCUCGGGCACAUUGCAGCAUCAUCGAUCGAAACCAUAAUCUCGUAGUUUGAUCUCGCACGAGUACUUUUCAACGUCACACUCUCGCGUGUACACGGUUAGCAACAAACUCACACGUACGUGCCGAGACGCAGGCUUGUUCACUUUUCAAACUAUAAAAAUACACAUACGUACACACACACGCGCGCGCAUACAUACAUACAUACAUUCAUAUAUACAUAUAUAUAUAUAUAUAUAAAUAUACAUAUAUAUUUAUUUUUUUGGUACUCUUUUUUGUAUAUAUUUGUCGCCGUAGAUUAGGUGUCGUCUAGACACCAUAGAGGUACGAGCAUGUGCACGACGGAUAGGAAAAGCGAGAGAAAAACCGUAAGAACGGCCACUCUCCAUCCCUUCGUUCGUACGAAUUCGUGCGUAUACUCGCGAGCGUUUAUCGGGUACGGAGAAUGUACGGAGUAGUCUAAAUAAUUGCGAUGAAAAUAACUGUUGAACGAUAAUCCGUCGAGACGAGUAUCCCGUUUGACAUUCGCCCACCUCCCUUGGGAAAGCAUUGGCAGAGACGAAAGGUAUUUACUUAGACGCAACAUGCCGCGAUCGUCCCAAGGCGAUACAAAAUAACGUACUAAAGGGGAAAAGAAUGAAACGUCGGCAACGAUUACAGAUUAGAAGUGUGCGAUACAGGAGAAAAGAAAUUUCGUGUCGAAAUGCACGCGAAGCUCGUCGAGAUAUGUAUUAUGUAUAUAGGUGUAUAUGUAUGCACUAUCGAGUCGACGGAACAAACACAUUGAAUUUUUUCUAUCCGUUGCUACGGUAAUAUUCUAAAUAACGGUUAAUCUUUUCUUGCGCACUCGACAAAUUUAACGUUGUUCAUCGGAGACCGAAUAGCGAGAAGAGGUGAAAUCGAAAGGAUGAGAGAUCGAGGUAGGAACGGAGAGACAAGGAAAGGCGGACGAUCGAGCGAGCGAGAGAAAAGGAGGUGAACAUUAGUUAGCGUAAUUUUUCGUCGCGAGGCAUCGUUCCGAUGUGGACGAAAAGCGAUGGAACGAGUCCGUACGGCGUGCAACCGGUAAAUAAUAAAUUUGAUAGCGCGAGUGUGGUUUCUCGAUUGCUUCGAAGAUGAAACCUCUCGACUAGCUUGUUGUCCCGAAUUUUGUUGCGAUCACUGUUGCGCGCUCAUGUUUCUUUCAACGUUGUCAUUCACUUUUCGUUAAUUGUUUAACGGUAGGAUUGUUCCGAUCCGAUCGACCGCCACGAAAAUUGCUUCCGAAGACUUUGAAACGCUCUUUCGCGAACAUUGAUCGCUACGAACGGAAAAACUUUGAGGCGACAAAGUUUCGAGCGGGGCAACUCGAUGUAUUCCGAAAUUCCGAGGAAUCCUCGAAGCAUUCUCGCGAUAACGCGGUUCGUAUAUUAGAGAAAAAUCUGUUACUCGUAACCGAGAAGAAAGUAUGCGUCCGAAUCGCUGUCGCACGCGCUGCCACACGCGUGUACGCUCGCGCGUACGGACAGGAUCUCCCACUAAUCGAUCGAUAUAGUUGUAGCGAAACUUAACUAGGUACCAAUUCACCUAAAUCAAUUGAUAAUUAAAGAAAAAGUAUACAUAUAUAUAGAGAAUAGUAUCGUUCCAGUACUUGAACGGACCGAGUAUUUGGACGAGGACCGAGACCGAGAUUUUUCUAGACAAAUUUUUCUAUUCGUUAAAGAAUGUUCUACUCCGAAACGCGGAGAACCUGCUAUUGGCGUACACGGUGGUCGCGCCGGAACGGACGUAAUUUUCACCGUCAUUUUUCUGGCGCGGCGAAUCAUGCCAAUCCACCUACACGAACACACCACGCACUUACGCUGACAUAGUACACGAUACGGAAAAGCCGCGUGUAAGCGUCUUUUUGUACGCGGAACUGCUUCGACGUAACUAUUUAGCUAAAUUUUGCGGAACGCGCGUUUUGUAAUUUCGCGCAGCCUUCCACGAAUUUCUUUCGCGGCGCGACGUUCCUUUAUCGCGAACACGCUACACGCUACUCGUAACACACACACCCACACACACACACACACACACACGCAGACACAGGCACACGUAUACACACGAUAGGAAAUUGAAACGAAAGCAGGAACAAGAAACGUAUUAAGUGUUCCAAUGAGGUGUUCGUAAAUUACCCGCGAGUCGGCGGUUGUUUUCGAUAUUCGUGUGCCUCUACGACGACGACGAUUAAAAAAAUAUUCGUACGUCGAUCGCUGGACGAAACGAGUGUCCUAUGCGUUCGUAGAACUUUGAUCGGCGAUCAGACGAGAUCCGCGACGCACCAGUAAUUGGAUGUUUUCGAUUAAUUUUAUUACGCGUACGUACCGAGACUAAAACGAUAUCUUUCGUUCGGUAAAUUUGUAUAAUUGCGACGAAUAAUUUAUUAAAGGAAAAUCGUCGACUCGAG